Saccharomycodes ludwigii is the source of this 891-nucleotide messenger RNA. RefSeq lists its product as uncharacterized. Gene Ontology annotation, molecular function: metal ion binding. The transcript has a single exon. The record is from RefSeq and is a predicted model, not a curated record. Lineage: Eukaryota; Fungi; Ascomycota; Saccharomycetes; Saccharomycodales; Saccharomycodaceae. Bases 1 to 891 code for a protein of 296 amino acids.
AUGUCUGGGGAUUACAGGUCUAACACCAAUAAUGGUAAUAAUAUUACUACUAAUAUAAACAUAAGUAGAAAUGAAAAGUAUACCGGAAAAAAUAUUGAAGUGUCUGAAUAUAAUGAUACCAUAUGUGUUAUUUGUUUAGAACCCAUUUAUGAGCAUACUCUGUUUAAAAGUAAAGAAACUAUAAAAAUAAAAGAAAUCGUAUCGGUACUGUUACCGUGUAGACAUGAAUAUCAUCAGCAAUGUUUGCACAAGUGGUUUGACUUUUGUAACGCCAGUACUAAUAAUGGAAAUGUUUUUGCUAAUACCAAUAUUAAAUGUCCAACUUGUAGAUCCAGAAUAAAUGAAGAAGAGCAAUACACAAUAAGUACAACCCAUCAUGAAUACAACGAAAAUACCAAACAUGUAACUAAAAAGUUUGAAAAAAAAGUUAUACUAGAUUUUGAAUAUUUCUGGAUUAACAUCUUGAGCGUUGAUAGGAUACAAAAAGCAUCGUUACUUUUAAUGUCAGAGAGGAAAGACAGUUUUAAUGGAAAGUCCAAGCAUGAAGACAUAAUUAUAGAGGAAACUUACGAAAAUAUGUGUAAAUUUACAAGAACCUUAUACCAUCAAAAUAAAGAAAGAGAAAGAAAAGAAAAGCUUUGUAAUAUAGUUCGGGGCAUUUUAGAUCCUAUAUAUUACAAUGCGAAUCACAAGAUGGAAAUGGAACGUUCUACAGCUUUUAGUAAAAAGCAAUACAAACAGAUUAAUGAGAAAGUAUCUAGAAUAUUAUACAAAACAUCAAGUAAAAAUCAUAAAGAAUUGGCCUUGAAGUUAUGUGAAUCUGAAAUAUCUGGGAUUUUGACUCCAAAACAGAUUAUAGUGCGGCAAAAUGAUAAAUUAAUAAUAAUGUAA